UGACUGAAUAACUGGCUGACUGGCUGAAUGAAUGAAUGACUGUAUGAAUGACUGAAUGACUGGCUGACUGACCGAAUGCCCGCCCGAAAAGCCAUCCCGUCACGCGACCACGCAGCCCCGCCCCCUCCCGCCUCGCGCCCCCGGAGGAGGCGGAGUCACGUGGCGGAGGCGCGUGACCACGUCACGUGCGCAGCCCCCCCUCCCCGCGCGUAGACGACCUCCGUCGGCGCGACGUAACGUCAACGGUUCUCGGCCGGCGCCAAAAUUCAAAGCGACCGGAAGUCGCUCGGCCCGGCGCGCGCCACACUGCGCACGCGCGUUUCCCUGAGGCGGCGGACCCGCUUCUCCUCAGCCCUCGUUCUCGCCCCUUUCCCUGUGUGCGACACACUGUGCUAAGCGCUCCGCCGGCCAGAUCGCGUGUGACCUUGGGACGUCGGCUCUGAACGGGUCGACCGCGAAGAUGCACAUCAAGUCGAUCAUUCUCGAGGGAUUCAAGUCGUAUGCCCAGCGGACUGAGGUGAAUGGCUUCGACCCGCUCUUCAACGCUAUCACGGGCCUGAACGGGAGCGGAAAGUCGAACAUCCUGGACUCCAUCUGCUUCCUGCUGGGGAUCUCCAAUCUGUCACAGGUGCGCGCUUCCAACUUACAGGAUCUGGUCUACAAAAACGGGCAAUCCGGGAUAACCAAGGCCACGGUGUCGAUUACCUUUGAUAAUGCCGACAAGAGCCAGAGUCCUCUGGGAUUUGAGAUCCAAGAUGAAAUUACAGUUACCAGGCAGGUGAUCAUCGGUGGUCGGAAUAAAUAUUUAAUCAACGGCAUCAACGCAAAUAACACCAGGGUCCAGGACCUGUUCUGCUCUGUCGGGCUUAAUGUCAACAAUCCGCAUUUUCUCAUCAUGCAGGGUCGAAUAACCAAAGUCUUGAAUAUGAAGCCCCCAGAGAUUUUAUCCAUGAUCGAAGAGGCGGCUGGAACGCGAAUGUACGAAUGCAAAAAGAUCAGCGCACAGAAAACCAUCGAGAAGAAGGAAGCCAAGCUGAAAGAGAUUGAGACGAUAUUGGAGGAAGAGAUCACCCCAACUCUCCACAAAUUAAAAGAGGAACGCGCUUCCUAUUUGGAGUACCAGAAAAUCAUGCGGGAAAUCGAGCACUUGAAUCGCCUCUACGUGGCCUAUCAGUUCACGCUCGCCGAAGAGACCAAGGUGCGCUCGGCGGGUGAGCUAAAGGAAAUGCAGGAUGCCGUCGUCGAGCUCCAGAGGGACAUGGCCGAGAACGAGAAGAGAAUGAAGGAACUGAGCCAGGAAAUUGCGGCCCUGGAAAAAAGAAAAGACAAGGAGAUGGACGGUGUGCUCCAGUCGCUGGAAGGGGUCCUUGCCGAAGCUCAGCGGGCCGAUACCAAAGCGCAGAGCGCCCUCGAUCUCAAGAAGAAGAAUCUGGCCAACGAAGUGGCCAAGCACAAAGAGCUGGUAAAGAGUAUGGAAGAGGAUUGCGCGGCGCUGGCGGCCAAGGAGAAGGAGGUGGCCAAGCUGGCGGCUGGGCUGAGCGCCCUGCGGGAGGCCAGCCGCGGGGACACGGCGGCCCUGGCCGCGGCCCAGCAGCGCUUCAACGCCGCCGCCGCCGGGCUGGCCACCACGGAAGACGGCGAGGAGGCGACGCUCGCCGAGCAAAUGAUGGCCUGCAAGCACGAGAUGAGCAAAGCGCAGACCGAGGCCACGCAGGCCCAGAUGAAGCUGGAACACGCCCAGGCGGAGCUGAAGACGAAACAGGCCGAAGCGAAGCAAACGGACCGCGGCUACGAGAGAGACCAAGAAACCCUUCGCGCGGCGGCCAAGGCGAAGGAGAAGCUGGAGGCCGAAAUGGAGAAGCUCAACUACGAAGAUAACAAGGAAGAAAAUCUCCUGGAAAAAUCCAGGCAGCUCUCGCGCAACGUCAAUAAGCUCAGAGAAAAAUACGAGGCUCUGCUGUCCAGGUUCCCGAACCUCCAGUUUGAAUACAAGGAUCCGGAGGCGAACUGGAACAGAAACAAGGUUAAAGGGCUCGUCGCUUCGUUGAUUAGCGUCAAAGACCCGUCCACGAUAACGGCUCUAGAGGUCGUGGCCGGCGGGCAGCUCUACCACGUGGUGGUGGACACGGAGGUCACUGGUAAAAAGCUGCUUGAGAAGGGCGAGCUGAAACGCCGGUACACCAUAAUUCCCCUCAACAAAAUCUCAGCCAGGAGUAUCGGGCCGGAAACUCUGAAAAUGGCGGAGAAGCUGGUGGGCGCCGACAACGUGCACGUGGCGCUUUCCCUGGUGGGCUACGAGCCCGAACUUCAGCAAGCCAUGGAGUACGUCUUCGGCACGACCUUCGUCUGCGCCCACCUGGACGGCGCCAAGAAAGUGACUUUCGAUAAAAGGAUCAUGACGAAAACCGUCACCCUCGGCGGUGACACCUUUGACCCGCGCGGGACCUUAAGCGGAGGCGCCCGAUCGCAGGCGGCUUCGGUCCUGACCAAGCUGCAAGAGCUCAGGGGUGUCCAAGACGAGCUACGAGCGAGAGAGGCCGAGCUGCGCGUGGCCGAAAAGGAAUUAGCCGGGCUGAAGAGCGUCGCCGAAAAGUACCGCCGGCUGAAACAACAGUGGGAAAUGAAAUCGGAGGAGGCGGAGCUGUUGCAAAUCAAGCUGCAGCAGAGCUCCUACCACAAGCAGCAAGAAGAGCUGGACGCCCUGGGGAAAAUUAUCGAGGAAAGCGAAGAGACCCUAAGGAACACCAAGGAGAUCCAGAAAAAGGCGGAAGAGAAGUACCAGUCGUUGGAGAAGAAAAUGAAAAACGCGGAGGCUGAACGAGAGAAAGAACUGAAGAAUGCCCAGAAGCAGCUGGACGGGGCCAAAAAAAAGGCAGAUGCUUCGAAUAAAAAAAUGAAAGAAAAGCAGCAGGAGGUCGACGCCGUGACUUUGGAGCUGGAAGAGCUCAAGAGAGAGCAGACCUCCUACGGCCAACAGAUCGCUGCCGUCAACGAGGCGAUCCGGUCCCACGAGGAGGAGAUCGAAUCCGUGGCGGCCGACGUGGCCAAGAAUAAGGAAGCGGUAAAGCAAGCCCAGGAGGAGUUAGCCCGGCAAAAGGAAGUCAUCGCGACCCAGGAGAACAUCAUUAAGGCCAAAUACGCCACAGCGGCAAAGUACAAAGAGCAGAACAACGACGCCCAGCUGAAAAUCAAGGAGGUGGAGCACAGCAUCGGCAAACACAAGCGCGAGUCGGCGGAGGCUGCUGCCAAGGUCUCGAAAAUGCUGGCGGAUCACGACUGGAUCGCUGCCGAGAGGCGGCUGUUCGGCCAGCCCAACACCGUGUACGAUUUCCAAGCCAACGAUCCCAAGGAAGCCGGCCAGAGGCUGCAGAGGCUGCACGGGACGAAAGAGAAGCUGCAGCGGAGCGUCAACAUGCGAGCCAUGAACAUGCUCACCGAGGCCGAAGAGCGGUAUAACGACCUGAUGAAGAAGAAGAGGAUCGUCGAGAACGACAAGACCAAAAUCCUGGCCACCAUCGAAGACCUGGACGAGAAGAAAAACGAAGCCCUCAACAUUGCGUGGCAGAAGGUCAACAGUGACUUCGGCUCCAUCUUCUCCACCCUCUUACCCGGGGCCAACGCCACGCUCGCACCGCCCGAGGGGAAGACGGUGCUGGAGGGGCUGGAAUUCCGAGUCGCCUUGGGAAACAUCUGGAAGGAAAAUCUGACGGAGCUGAGCGGGGGUCAGAGGUCGUUGGUGGCCCUGUCCCUCAUCCUGUCCAUGCUCCUCUUCAAACCGGCCCCGAUCUACAUCCUGGAUGAGGUGGACGCCGCCCUCGAUCUCUCCCACACCCAGAACAUCGGCCAGAUGCUCCGGAGUCACUUCCAACACUCUCAGUUCGUGGUGGUGUCCCUGAAGGACGGGAUGUUCAACAACGCCAACGUCCUGUUCAAGACCAAGUUCGUGGACGGCGUGUCGACCAUCGCCCGCUACGCCCAGCCCCAGAACGGAAAGCACAAGGCCAAGGCCGCCAAGCCCAGGCCCCCGACGGAGGCCUGACGGGCGCCACGACCCCCUUUUUUAAUCCCGCGGUGACUUUUAAUAGACUCCUCGGCGACGGCGACCUGGCCGAGCCAGACGCCCCCCCCCCCCCAUUUUUAAAAAAAAGAAAUGAACUGGACGGAUAUCCUCGCUCCGUAGGCCCCGUCUCCAUCUUUCCCUUUUAACGGGCCGGCCGAGGAGAUUUUCCUCUCCGCGUGCGGCGUUUCCGGAGGGAAAAUAUAUCACUCACUG
Molecule: messenger RNA, 4273 nt
Organism: Tachyglossus aculeatus (Australian echidna)
Lineage: Eukaryota; Metazoa; Chordata; Mammalia; Monotremata; Tachyglossidae
Gene: SMC2
Product: structural maintenance of chromosomes 2
Exons: 25
Coding region: 461-4039 (1192 amino acids)
Biological process (GO): chromosome organization
Cellular component (GO): chromosome
Molecular function (GO): ATP hydrolysis activity; protein binding; ATP binding
Source: RefSeq, a predicted model, not a curated record